Molecule: messenger RNA, 27795 nt
Organism: Pocillopora meandrina
Lineage: Eukaryota; Metazoa; Cnidaria; Anthozoa; Scleractinia; Pocilloporidae
Source: the annotation of a GenBank genome assembly
AUGAAUCCAGAUAGACUUGGUCGAAUUCCACCGCCAACAAGGCGACUUGUAGUGCGAAAAGCGAACAGCCAGAGGGAUUUACGUCCUAUCUCCGAACGGGUGAGUAUUUCACUGUGUUUUUGUUCCGUUCAUUCGACGAAAUGUAGGCACGUAUAGUUUACUUCCAAAUAUAAUUUGAAUGCUUCUUGGCGAGUUUACGGAUUAAUUAAAGCAUACUGUCCGAGUUCUCCAGGAUUAUCCUAAGCUUAUUUUAUUUGAUUUUUUACCUUCUAGGCGACUCUCGAUAAGGUUCUGGGUUUGACAGUCUCCAGGAACGCAGCUUUAGCCUGUGACCCGUUGUCUGGAGUAGUCGCUUAUCCGGCCGGGUGAGCCAAACUUUUUAUAAAUCCAGACAUUUCUUGUCGUGAAUUUUGCCAGCAUAUAAAUUAAUUUUGCCUCAAGGAAUGGCGUGGGUUAUAUAAUGUGGUUAAGUUUAUUUUCUGGAUAAUAUUUUCGCCUCUUUGAGGUAUCGGAUAAAGAAAUAUUUCUCCGAUAAAAUGUGUAAAUAACGGGAGGUUGCACUGAAGGAAAGGAAGAUUGUACGUGACGACUUGUUGCUUGAGAUACAUGAUAUGUAACUAAUUUACUUAAGAAUCCUUUUUAAUUUGCAGCCACAUAAUUUUUUUCACGAAGACAAAUGGACGACGCUUAUCAAAAUAUUACAACUCAUAAUAAUAAGGAGGUUAUCACAAGCAAAAUAUUCUCGCGAAAACCUAUUGUUAAAUUUUAAUCACGACUUGGCUGUUUCUUCCGAGUAAUUAUUUGGAUUUUGUUCUGGGCUGUUGCUAGUUCAGUGAUCUUGUUGAAUAAUUUCCUCCGGAUAAAUAUAAAACGUGAAGAAAAGGCGAUACCGAUGUUCGCCGUAUUGUUUUCAUGCGAAAAAAAAAAUGCUGAAAUAACUUUGCUCCGCUGGAAGCAUAUAUAAUUCAUAAUUUUUUCUCUGAUCUCACACGUCUUUUUUUAGAAAACUGGCGUUGACGUUGAGCUAAAUAAUUGCAUCCAAAAUGAAAUAUUUAAGCUAUACUUUAGCCCUAAUCGGACGUGUUGACUGAAAUUGCUGGUAGUUCUGUUGAAAAUUGCAUACAGGUUGACUAGAAUUGAAAGAGUACAAAAAAAGUUAUUUCUUGCGUGUAAAUUGUAUGUUCUUCUAAAUUGCGUCUUCGAAUAUUGCAAGAGGAACGGAGAACUCAAGCUUUAAAACUCCCUGUUAAGCACUUUAGGAAAGAAUCAAAUUUAAUCGCCGCGGCUAGUUUCCUGGAGAGAGUUAUUAUGGUUUCCUAGCUAUUCGCUCUUUGUCUUUGUUUUCAUUUGUUAUAUUUCGAUAUUGUAUUUGCUCGCACUUGAGGGCAGCUAAGUAAUAUUUUCGAGCGAUUUCAGAAACAGUCUCGAUUCAGCUAGUUUUUUUCACACGUGAACCGCAAGGUCAAUUCUAAUCUUUUCGAUCGCUGCGUCUAGAGGGGCAGUUGUUAUUGCGUACUACACAGCUGCUGAGACAUCACGAUACUCAGUUCGUUGUCAAGUCAUACUAUAUUUGCAUUUUGUUUUGCUCUAGGAAGGGGUAAUUAGAAUAAUUACUCGCUUACGAAGAAUGAGGUAUAUAUUAUGAGAGGAACAAAGUAAAAUUAAGUCGAUCAAAUGAUUGAAUGAUCUAGGUACAUCUAUUUAUUUCCCUUAGGGAAUGACCAUUCUUAAAAGUGAGAAAUGUCCCAUGGAGUUUGGUAUGAAAUUACCUGUAAAUUUGACAAUUCGUUUAUUCAAUAUUUGCUUCAUGGCAGCAUGUUUUGUUUUGUAUUUGACAGCAUGACCUUGUUUUUGAAAAUUAAAAGAUAAGCUUCCAAAAAUCAACAUGGUAACUUUAGAGUUUUCUUGAAAUUAGAGAAGAAGUCUAAAGGCCUAGGUUAGAUAUGUGGUUUGAACAUGGACUAUGCAAAACUAAUUGAUUUGUAUCAAAUAUCACAGGUCACCAUAUAUUUGAUAUGCUUGACCGACACAUUUAAUAUACUUAAUAGGCGUAGGUUGUUUCGAAACUGAAGCAUGUACAAAGUUUAUGCAGUGUAGUUGGCAUACAGUCAAUCUUUGCUGAUGCCAUUAAAAUUAUGAAUUCACAGUCAAAGAAAGAAAAAGCUUCCCAGCACCAUAUUGCACUAGUUAUAAUAUCUGUUUACAGUGUUGUCCUUUUAAAAGGAAAGAAAAAAGCUUGGCCACUUGGUCGAUAUACCCAUCUUUCUUUAAUGUGGACUUACGUUAUAAACCAGUCUUAUUAACUCUUCUUCAUUCUCUUUGCUUCUUUCUUGAGUGUACUGUACAUGUACCAAAUAUUUAGCACACAGUCAUAUGUAUUUAAAUCUCCAUGCGUGUUUGAGUGGUCUGGCUACUUGCAAUUCAACACACAGGAACGGAAAGCAUCAGAUGCAUAAUUUUGCUGUUAGAGUGGUGAACAGACUAAAACAAUUGAAAUUUGAUGUCCAUUAAGUUCGCUUAGGUUUAGAAUGAGGUAUUUACAAGGCAAAAAUAUAUUUAAACAAUAAAAGCCAAACAUGUUUUCAUUAGUUCAUCAUCAGGAUACAUCGUGAUAUUAUAUUAUGAUACUGUUGCCCAAGCAAUAAUACAAAUUUCUCCUUCUCAGGCAGUAAUACAUAAAAUUGCCUGUAGUACCUACGAUAACGUGUAAAAUCACAUGGAAUUCUUUAAAAUUCAUCAGAUAGUAUGAUUGCUGUACCAGUUUGAAAAUUUCUUUUAGCUUUUGUGUUAUGCAAUGUAUCUGCUAUUUCCUCCUGAACAUUUUCACAGAGUUAAAAGUUGACAAUUCCUGUUAUUUUCUUUACUAGAUGUGUGGUGGUCUUGUUUAACCCUAGGAAGAACCAACAGAGUUUUGUCUUAAAUACGUCCAGGUAAACAAAAGUUGUUCACACUAGAUGUAUAUAGAGGAAAUCAGAAAGCAGCUGACCAUGAAUAUAAUUCAUAGUUUCCUGUAAGUUUACAAAUUUUAUUGGUUGAUUCUGUAGCCCCAUUUUACAGAUGUGUUGCAGAAGUUUCAGUAAAAGCUGAUUGCAAACAGAAGGUGGCAUAUCCUUAACUUUGUUCCCCAUCUGUCACUGAUGGAUUAAAACCUUUGACAAUUAACUUGGAAAGUUUUGUAAUAUAACAUGGUGCAUGGUUAAAGUUAUAAGGUGAUUCAGAACUUCUUUACAGCCUUGUGAAAAUUAACCCUAGAUUAUUUAUUCUUGCAGGAAGACAAUCACUUCUGUGGCUUUCUCUGGCGAUGGAAAAUAUUUGGCAACAGGAGAAGUAAGCUUUCAGUUUGAUAUCUCAUUCAAUAUUUCUGGGUGCAAGUUUUUUUUGACAGACCUGGUAACCUUGUGAUGCAAUGAUAUUGUUCUUCUGCUCCUGAAUUACUAUCGUGUGACUUGUACAACCAUACUUGCACUAUUCCUGGACAACUUUUUAGAAAAAACCCUGUACUAGGAUAGUAUAGAACAGUGUGAAUGGGGCUGGAAAAAGCCAUUAAGCCCUAGAAGGUACAAGCUGAAAGAAGAAAGGAAAAAAGGAGAGAGAUUGAGGGUCAUGUAAUGAAAUGCUUCUUGACUGAGUUAAGGUGGGAAAGACAUUCAUGGUUGCAUCACUGCACCAGUCUGUACAUCAUAACCUUGAGCCAAUUAUUUUCUGGUUAGUCAUCUCACUCAGUCAAUUUAACAAAUAGAUUCUAAGUUGCCAUGCAUCUGUUCAGUAAUAGAUCACAGAUGACGUCAAAAUGUGGUAAGAACAAAAAAAAAGGCACAUGAGGUGUGGCCGAGUGUGUCACUGAUGUUCUUACCACAUUUUGACGUCCUCUGUGAUCUAUUACUGAACAGAUGCAUGGCAACUUGGAAUCUAUUUGUUUUAUAUAAUAAAGAAUUAAAAUAUACGGAAAAAGAGUUUUAAUGUUAACAUCAUCUAUACGUCUGUCCUCCAAAAGAUCAUAAGUGAGAACCAAUCAGAAUGCGUGCAUAACUGAGCUUAUUAUAUAAAAGUAGAUAGUUUUCCCAUUUAUAAGCUGCAGGUGCCCUGAUGCAAUGUUAAGCUCUUUGGACUGGUAGGAGUACUUCUAGCCGCUCAAAUAGCAUUGUUGUAGAAAGUAGAAGAAACCUGGGCUGUGUAAUUCAAAACAGAGAAGUUUUGAGAAUUUUUCUUUUUUACUUACCUUUUUUUCUUUUGCAAUCUCUUGAAUAGAGUGGUCAUAUGCCAUGUGUGCGUGUGUGGGACAUGGAAGACCAGUCACAUCCACAGAUAUCAGAGAUGGUCAAAGGACAUAAAUUUGGUAUUUCAUGUGUGGUAGGUUAAUAAUAAUUCAUAAAAAUAUUUAUUUCAAUAAUUAUCAUUGGCAUCUCAUUCAGAUUAUCAAUGAUUCCAAUGUUAGUGAUAGUGUUGAUUUGAUGAUUUUGAAACUUAUUUUGUGACACUUCAUGUCAAUGAGGAAAAGAUUUCUAUGAACAUUUUCACAAUAAAACAUGAAAAUAUAUCUCCUGUUUAAGGCAGACUCAUCAUUCUAGUUGACAAAUUCAUGUAGUUAUAACUAUUGUUUGAAACUAUUUCCUUGUAACAAAGCUCACCCAGUUGUGAUUUUGUUGGUAGGCUAGCUUAGUCGUGUAUUUAUGUUCUUUAGCAAGGCACAUACUGUCUGUUGGUGAGAAUACACUAUUUUAACUAUUUGGUAACUAAGUAUUAGUUUGUGUAUGCAUGAUUUGAUAGUAGCUAAUGAAAUCUUAUUGAUACUUUUGUCAGGCCUUUUCACCUAAUUUGAAAUACGUGGCAUCUGUUGGAUUCCAGCACGACAUGAUUGUAAAUAUAUGGAACUGGAAGGUAGCUAUGGUCAUACUUUAAAUCUGCUUACAGGCAGUAAUUUUUAGUGAGAUAUUUCUUGAGAUAAAAGAUGUUCAGGUUGUUCAUUGGCGUCCAUUUUUUAUGUCCAUGAUACAUUUCAAAUCAUUCUUUUUUCCUUAACAGAGCGGUACAAAGGUGGCCUGCAACAAAGUUUCAUCAAAGGUGGGUUUUCUGUCAUACUGUACAUCAGUGGUCUUCAUGCUAUUCGCAAAUAGAGUGGAGUUUUUUUGUUGUUGUUGUUUUUUUUUUUGGUUUUGUUUUGGCUUUUUAAUUGCUUUCAUCAUGAAGGUGGAGUACACACAACAGAGUGAGGCUCCAAAUUAAGUGUGCUCUCAAGAGAGGCACUCUGAGAGGAAAGUUCCUAAUAACUUGUUUAGCAAAGAAUUAUGUGAUGUCAGCCUGUGAUAUAUUUUAGAUAAUUAUUUACCUGCAUUAUUGUCAAUCUCUAGGCAAGUUUUGAUUUUCCAGCAUUGGUCACUUUUGUUUAAAAUGCCACAACAAUUAAGUGAAAUUGAUUUUCAUUAGUCAGACUUCAAUUUUCUUCAUGCUGGGGUUUUUUUCUCUUUUUUGUCAGGUUUCAGCACUUUCAUUUUCUGAAAAUGGUAGCUACUUUGUUACUGUUGGUGUUCGUCAUGUCAAAUUUUGGUAUUUUGACACUGAAUCAAACAAAUCUAAGGUGAGGAAAGUUAAAAUUUAUAUUUUUUGUUCAAUUGAUCUAAAGAUAUAAUUUUUGUUUGUUGUCUGAUGAUUGAGAAAUCUUUUGCUAUGAAAAUAAUUUUGAUCACUUGGGGAAAACUUUUAACUGGCUAUUUUAAAUGUUCUGUGUUGAUUCCAAUCUGGCAGGUUUCCAAGACACUGGUAAUCAAUGGGCGAGCUGGACUUUUAGGAGAGCAGAGGAAUAACACCUUUUGUGAUGUAGCAUGUGGUCGUGGAGUUAACUCUGAUAUCACUUACUGUGUGACUAGCUCAGGAUUAUUGUGUUCCAUCAAUAGCAAGAGAGUGCUGGACACCUGGGUUGAGCUCAAGGUACCUCACAAUAAAUACUAUCCAAUUUUCAACCAUUAGUAUUGUUUAAGUAGUCCUGGGAUUUUAGAACAGGUCAGACUACUCACCGGUUAGUUGACAGAUUUAAGUAUCACUCAGUCUCUGCUCUGUCCUCUCAAUGGAGCAGGUGUUGUGUAGUAAUGAUCAGGAAGAAUGAAAGUUUGCUGCAAAAAUGUUUGCUGCCAAGUCAUCUUUUGUGGAAUCUCUUUUGUUCUUGGUAAAGUUAUUGGUUGUGUUUUUUAUUGUGUCCUGGCAUCCCUCAGUCUGAAAUUUUCAAUCACACAAACAACAAGCAGUUCCUUGAAAUUUUGUAUGGUGUUAUACCAUGCGAAGAUCUCACCAAAGCCUUAUCAGGUGGAAAAUUUAUGAAGGAACUUCUUUAGUAAAUAAAAUCAGUAAUAUUAACCCCAUCAGGAGGUAUGACAUUACUCUGUAUGAUUUUCAUUUGCGAGUUUAUUGUGUUAGCUUUGCCAUCAAUUAUCAUAACAGUAGACAUGUUUGUUACAUGUAAUUCUUGUUGUUCCAGACAUCUAAAGCAUAUGCAUUGGCAGUCAGUGAACAUUACAUUAUAUGUGGAUGUGCUGAUGGAAUAAUAAGGUAACUGAGUGAAAGAAGAUGUCAUUCAGUGAAUGAUACUGGCAUAAAAAGAAUUCUGAGUGCUCCAAAUAGGAUUCUGGCCCACAAUGUAAACUAUUGGGUCCUCAAGUAAUCGUGAUAGCCAUUAAAGUGUAUUUAAUUUUUUAUUUAUUUAUUUAUUUACCUACGAGCUUCCGAUUAGUUCGUCGGAUGCUCUACCACUGAUUUAUAAGAGACUCUUAGCAGGCUAGGCCAUUUUAGUAGGUCCAUUGUGACAAACUUCCUGCAUACUGCUAGGAUAUGAGGACGAUAGAGAGUUCGUAGUUAUUAGAUAUUCAAACUUAGUCACAAUUCAAUCUGCUUUUUGGUGAUGAUUUAUUUCAUUAUUAUAUUUUUGUAUUUGUUUGUCAGAGUUUUCAACCCGUUGAAGUUACAGUUUAUAGUAACCAUUCCAAAGCCUCAUUUUCUGGGUGUUAAUGUAGCAGAAGGCAUUGAUUCCAGGUAAAGGUAACAUGCUUUUUUAUACAAAGGGAGUGUGAUUUGAAUUGAGAAUACAUUUUUCAGUUAAUCCAAGAGGUUGAUUAUUGGGACUUAAGUCUAAAAAUAAAGUACUGUCCGUGCCAUAGUUAAAGGUUCGCUUUAUGGUGUAUAAGUCUAGUUAAUAUUUCUUGCUGUGUUUAAGUUAACUUCAUUCUAAUUGUCUUUUUAGUAACCCUCUGUCAAAGUCUGAGCAGGCAGCUUAUCCAGACGCCGUUGCUGUAGCGUUUGACACAGUAAACCAUAAGGUACGUUCAUGUCUUUGAUUUUAUCACAUUUUAUGGUGACAAAAAUUAUUGACAGGCAAGUCUUUUGCUUGAAACAGUUUGACAGCACGAUGUUAAGCCGUGACAGUUUGUAGGGGCCAAGGAAAAUCUGGCAAACCUGGCAAACCAUGGAAUUUGAGCGUGGAUCACGGAAAGUCAUAAAAUAGGAAUGAAAAGUAUAUUUCGAGAACAUCUAAGAGAAUAAUGCUUUUACUACAUGCCUCGACCCUUUUCACGUUGUUUUGAAUGCAUUUUCUUAUUCUGAGUCACCUUGCCGAAAAUUUUCUUUCUAAUUUUCUUAUAGCUGACGUGUGUUUAUAACGACCACAGUCUGUACACAUGGGACGUGAAGGACAUGAAAAAGAUUGGAAAAGCUUGGUCGUCACUUUAUCACAGUACAUGUGUAUGGGGAGUUGAGGUAAACUUUAAGUUUGGCGGAACAGAUUGGGCAGUCUCAGUUUUUACCCUCGGGUAGCCAAUGGGAACACGGGACCAGCUUCAUCUUUCCCACUUACCGAUUAAGUCAGCCACUCAAUAUAAAUUCAUGUGUAAAUAACGGUCCUGUAAACAGAGACGUGAACUGUUUACUUGCUUGUAGGUGUUAACUGAGUCAGGUGGGGCCUCAUGGGAAAAGGUGUGGCUCGUGGUCAUAAGGUGCGAGGUCCAAAUGUCAUGACCUAGAGCCAAAUAUUUUUCCUGUUUGGCCUGACCUGUUUCAGUCAAUAAGAAUUUUAUCACAUGACCUCCCUUCUUUUUUCAGCAUUUUCAAGGCCGUACGGAGUGCUAUGAUUUUUCUUUCUCAGCUCGUGCUAUCGCGCACGGCCCUCAACCAGAGAUUUUACUUUAUUUCUUUGAAAUUGUCUUCCAAAAAACUGCGCACAGGUCUUUACGGGUCCUACGAUGAGGACGGUUUAAAUUCAGCUCACCUCACCACAUGUUUUUUAAAAUUGUUGUAUAUUCAAUGUUGCAGGUUUACCCCAAUGUGACUGAUAAUCGCCAGGCGGCCCUGCCACCGGGAUCCUUUCUCACAUGCUCGUCUGAUGACACUGUUAGAGUAUGGAACAUUGAAGAAGGUGAUGAUAAUUUCUGUAGUCUGUAAGGUUUUGCGUAUUCAUGCUUCACGAUUUGGUUCCUUUUAUGCCUAAUUUUGAUUUCAUGAUUUUGCUUGAGGAUUUAAUUUGAUAGAGUGGUAUGGUCUCUUUCAGGAACAAGUAUAUUAUUUGAGAGAAACGUUUAUAGUAAGGUUAGUUUGGUGCAAUUUAGAUGGUCCAAAUUUUUUAUUUUUUGUUGCAAGAUUAAGCUGCAUACGAGACUGACUGAAGUAGGUGCUAAGAUAUAUACUGAUUGCAGUUAGAAUGCAGCGACUUGGAAUAUUUCUAUUCCCUGUGUUAGGGAAAUUAGUCCAUCGGAGGUUACCACUAAGAGUUUCUUCAAUUUUCCCUACCUGUUUAUAUUCCUGGGUGGAGAAGAGAGAGAGAUAAUCACUGUCGCUCCACAGUAUGAGUCUCUUGCCCGUGAUCACGAUACAGUGACCCUUAUGACCCUCACUCGAACCUUUCAAUGUCGAGUUCAGAGCGCCAAUAGGCAGGUCAUCGUGUCUCAAACGUUAUUCAGCCCUGAAGUUGCAAAUAUCUUUGGGGAAAAGCAAUAAGGGAAGCUUUUGCAGUUUUUUUGGAGCGCUUAUGAAGGCCGUUACACCUGUUUCUUCUGUCUAUUUCCGCGAAGCAAUUGAAGAUGGAUAACUUCUCACCAAGAACGUCCUUGGAUAAGUUGAAUCCUCAGCAUGAACUUGAUGAGUUGUUAAAAAUUUCCUGGAUUUCAAUUUAUUUGCAGGAGAUGAUGAAAGUCUUAUACACGGAAGAUACAGUGGCAAACCUUAAAGACAAAGAUAUUAGCCCUGGUAAGUGAAUAAAUAUUCUUAACGAAAAAAUUUUUUUUCCAAACUUCCAAAGAUAAAGCUGCUUGCUUUUAUGAUUUUCUUUUUGGUAAUCUGUGGUUUUCAUUUGUAACAGCCAUAAAGAACAUGCGAGAUUCUACCGGUGAUACGCGAAAUGCUGGAGUAAGAUGUCUUCGCAUUAGUCCUGAUGGGCAAACACUUGCCACGGGGGACAGAUCUGGAAAUGUCAGGUAAAAAAAAAUAGGCUGCUUUGUGUAGCAAUCGACAGGAGUCUUAGAUUGGACCAAAGACUGAAUAGAGUGUAUUAAGAUCAAAAGACAUCCGUGCACUAUGUUUACUUAGUGGUUACUUGCGCCAAAGUAGAAAGGAAAAAGUUUACCAACAUGUUAGGUAUACAACUUGGAAGCGUUACAGAGCUUUAACAAAUAAAACUUCUUAGUAAAUCGUCUGGUUAAUAUGAAUUUCUGCGCGUUUAAGUAUUGCCUACACAAGUAAAAGUCCCGGUGCAUCCGAAUGAUGCAGAUCUCAUUACAGCUACGUUAUCAAGUUGAACUUUAUGGGUUGAAUGUCCGAGUUCUAGGUUAAACUGUGACCAUACGGUUCUUUUUUUUCGCUUACGUCAUCAAAAUUUUGUCGAUAAAAUGCCCGAGAUAGAGUUACCCUCAAGCAUUUGCGGAAGGAAGUCAAGGCACACAUAUGACUUGUUUACGAAGAGAGAGGGUAAACAAAAUUCAUCCGGGCUUUUUGUUUAAUUUUCUGGCAUAUUUCUCGACUGUGGAAAGCCACAGAAAAGUAAACAAAAGUGCAGAACAAUCCUGAUGAGCCAUGGUGGAUUUCGGAUGAUUUUCCGGUCCUGGAAGGGUUUACAAAAUAAUUCACUUCUCACGUGUGUUUUUUACAUCAGGGUAUACGAUUUGAUGUUUUUCGAUGAAGUCGCAAAGAUUGAAGCGCACGAGUCUGAAGUUUUGUGUGUGGAGUUUUCACCCAAUGAAUCAGGUAUGAAUGUCAACCCAAGGGAUUUUAUCUUAAUAUGCGGCUGGAGUUUAUGUGGUAAUUGUAGUUUGAGUUUUCACCAUGCUGUUUCUUUCUCUUGGCAGGACACAAACUACUGGCAUCCGCUGGCCGAGAUCGACUCAUUCAUAUCUUUGAUAUCGUGAACAACUUUGUCCUUGUUCAAACAUUGGAUGAUCACUCAGCAUCAAUCACGUCAGUCAAAUUUAACGGUGGGUGAAAAUUAAUUUCUGCUUGUCUCAAAUUUGAGCCGAAAAGUUGCCUUUGAAUGAGUGUUUCGUCUCGGAAACUCAAUUCUGUUGACUUUUCUUCAGAAGCAAUCCUUGCUCUUUGUAGGGUUUGCUACAAUAUAUUUGUUGUAAGUGGAUCAUUCGACUGUAAUUCUGUUGAACAUUUACAUUUUAGUGUCAGAAUCCGAUGAGUUACAGCUUCUGAGUUGUGCAGCAGACAAGUCGAUCAUAUUCAGAACAGCCCAGCAGGUGAGGUUAUCAGUUUUGCUACAUGAGAUAAAGAUAAACACCUUCCCCACCUGAGAAGGCUUAAGUUUUUGCAGACAUAGAUACGUGCAGCAGGAAUCAUAAAUGCAUGACUUACACCGCUUGCCCGCUUUGAUGAAUGGCCGACCCAUUACGUCACAAGCUAAUAAACUUGGCUUGCUGGAUUACCAUAUUUUUUGGGGUAUGGAGCCUCCGCUUGCGUCUUCUCGCUCUCCGAGUGCUGCAGCUCCGUUGUGUGGUCAAGCAGGAAACAAAAGUGUCGUGGUUCUAUUUACCAUUUAUUUUAAAUUUCCUUCUAAAUUCUGGGUUUGUAAUUGAAGGGGCUGGCAUAUGGUAUCCCGUCUUGUUUCUCUUGCUGCUUACCGAUUAUCUCCACUUUUCCGUAAAUAAAAAAUUUUUGGUUGUACUCGUACUUUGUCUUAAAUUUUACUCUUCUGUGACACUCUUACUCGAGUUGAAUUGAUUUUUGCUGGAAAGGAAUUGGAGUUUGUCGAAAUUUCGCUGUGAAGCACUUUUUAGUUCGAGCUGUUUGAGCAACCAUCUCUAUUCUUGUUUCUUUGCAGAAUCCCGAAUUUCAGUUUGUUCGAACAACGAACCAUGUUGGUAAAACAACAUUUUACGACAUGGACAUUGAUCCAUCAGGGUGAGUCUGGUUUAUUAUUAAACGAAAUUGCCGAGUGCACAAGAUUUACGAGAAACAAUUUAAAAGAAGUAUUCCGGUUUUUCUUUCAGGAAAUAUGCUGCUACGGCUUGUCAGGACAGAGGUGUUAGGUACGGCUGUAUUCUAUAUUUGUGGACCUUUUUUGUUUUCGAUCAUGACAAAUCAUGCAAAAUGAUUAAUUAUUUUUACCAUUGAACUGAUUUUUGUACAUCAAUUUCGUUCUGCUCCAAGAGUGUAUGAUGUAAAUAGCGGCAAGCAGACGAGAAAUUACAAAGGCACUCCAAGAGAUGACGGAACGUUGGUUAGGGUAAGUGCUCCGCGAAAGCCUUUCAUGAUGUUUCCAUGUGACAGUUUUGAUAAGGAUAUUUUUACGAGGAAUGAAAGUUAUUUGAAAACUAGUGGGAAAAUUAUCCUUGGAGAGAAAAUUGCGAUAGACGAAAAACUACAAAACUGAACAGUAACCUCAAAUGUACAAAGUCGGAGAACUUUCAAGCGGUUUGUAGAUAAGGGACAUGUUAUCCUUGCUCUGUUCGUUAAAGAUUCCUUCAAAGCGAAGAAGAUAGCGAAAUACGAGUAUAUUCAGAGAAAGAAACGUGUGAAACAAGUAGCCGUAAGCCGAAAAACAACAAGAAAGGUUAAAGUUUUGACCAGCAUCUUAUUUCUCCUCACAACAUUACCCCUGAUUCAAACAUUUAGGUUACGAGAAUAAAGAAGAGAUCGCCAACUAAAGAAGCUCUUGAUUGUUAAACAAAUUCUCCUUGUUAGCACCUUAAGAAAUUUAUAGAGAACAGUAUGGAGAAUAUGCAUACUGAUGUUGGGGUGUAAAGGGUGGAGGACGUGAAAGCCUGUCAGCACAGAUCGCAAAUGAUAGACAAUUUUUCCUCUGCCAGAAUCGUAAAUUUAGCUAAGUAGUUUGCUUCUCUUCACAGAUAACUUUGGACUCUUCAGGGACAUACGCUGCCACCAGUUGUUCAGACAAGAGCGUGUGUUUGACUGAGUUUGAGUCUGGUGAAUGUGUGGCGAGUAUGUCUGGUCAUUCAGGUAGGUGAAACAAAAGCCUUGUUAAAAGAGUAAGAUUGUUUCGCAACAGAAAUCAUUGUCAACGAGCGCAGACUCAACAACCCACAGCUUUGGGCAUUAACUGGGAUCAAGGACAAACGUGCAGUAGGUCACAGUCCAAGGAUGCUUGUGACUAACUGAACUGCUGGUGAAGGCAGGGAAUUGAAUACACUGCUAGCUGAGUGUGCGCUUGAACUGUUAUCUGAGUGGUUGAACGUGCAAGCCUUGUAAUGAUUGGGUACUGCCGUAGUUAUUUGAAAUUAAAAAAAAAAAUUGAAAGGUUCCCUGAACGUCUGCUGUUUGAUAAAUGUAACAGACCCUGAGAAAAUCGUUAAUAUUAAGGUGUAAAAUGCCUCUCAAGCUUUCAAGUUGCAUAAGCAAUAUUAAAGCUCGCCAGCAACAGUAAUUCUUUUAUUGUCUUCUCAGAGGUGGUGACUGGUCUGAAAUUUUCUGUCGACUGCAAGAAUCUCAUCUCUGUUGGCGGAGAUGGGUAAGUAAUGAACGGUGAUUUGAUGGUGUGUGUUUAUCGACGUGCGUCUCUCGGUACAAAUACUGAAUUAAUCCUUUAAUGAGUUAACAAAACUGAAUUUUUCCUUAUAAUAUCAAGCAGACAAGUCAUGAAAGUAAAGGAAAAUAUCAAUUAGGGGAUUAUUAGUUGAUCUAUUAGCAAGUUCUCCGAACUAAUGUAAAAAUUUUCGUGGGUGACAGUUAAGAGAAUUACCUAUGAGAUCUUGGAAGUGAAAGGGUUACACCAGACAAAAUAGAUUCACAAUUUUCCCAGUGGCUUUCAGUCUUUGUUGUGUCUUCUUAAAUUUAAUGAGGAUGAUCUAUAAUUAUUAUAUUUAUUUUGAUUGCUUUUCUUACAACUCUUUCUUUAUAUGAUAGGUGCAUCUUUGUGUGGAAAAUACCAUCAACUUAUACCCAGGUAUCUCGAGUCAUUUUUUCUGUAAAGUGUUGUAAACUUUAUUCUCAAAUAACUCAAAGUUUUUAACUAACAUUACGUUUCUUGAACUUGUCGCAGGAGAAUCAAAAUUUUCCUUUUGGGGAGUCAAAAAAUCCUCGUAGUUUAAAUUACAAAAAGAACUAGUCUGUUUUCUUUUAUCUGUGAAGUGCAGUCCUUUGCAAACCUCUCAUCGUUGACCAAGAUAAAUACUCAGAACUGAUUUCCUUUCACAAAUCAACUCAUUGUCAAAAAAAGAUGACAAAUAGGUGUUUUCUCUUCAAAUGAUGGAACCAUUUGUAUUUGGGUAACCUUUUGACGGAUCUGAUCCACUUGAAUUGACGUAUGGUUUGCAAAUGUUACUAUCGUUUGCUUUUUUCCUCAGAAUAUGGUGGAGAAACUUCACGUACUUGGAGAGGAGCCAGAAAAUAAAAUCGAGUUUGGCACUCCCAUCAGGUAUACCAUAUUGAAUAUCAUUUUGUUUUGAAGGGAAAAUUUAUCCUUGUGAAUCUCAAGCAAAGAAACCAGUAGUAAACUGAUUGCUUGAAGAGGACACUAUAUUUGUGUUUUUCACUGAAUGUUUUUCUACAGACGUGAGACUUACCAAAUGGCUCAUCCGUCGAUAAUCGAAACGGCUGAAGAGGACGACUUUGUACCAGCUGACCCUUCAGCGUUCAGCAGACCAAUGAAAGGUAUACUUAAAAUUUCUGCAAUCUGAUUGGCUAAGCUACAUGCCAUUUAUUCCGUGAUGGAUAAAUAAAGAGAGUAGCUCGUGGUAUGACAUAGUUGUAUCAUUACUUAACAAAGAUCUCAUUAGUUAUUCCCUGUACUUUUUGCCAUCUAAGUCUCAUGAUGUUGGUUCAGAGAAUUUGGUACUGGAUCUACUUAUAAUCCCCUGAUUGAAAUUUUUCUUUUUUGUCAUCACUUGUCUGCUCGAUGUUGUAUUGAUAUUGCAAGGAGAAAUUCUGUAUUAGUUACUCACGGGAGUUAAACGGUUAAUAACAACACAAGCCUAUUUUGAGUGAUUAGUAGAGUUUUGUUGUACACAACUAAUUAGAUUUCUAUGCGUGAUAGGUGAUAAAGGCUUCGCCCUCAUCAACUAGUCGAUCUGAAAGCAAACCGAAUUUACGUCACAGUGCUUGAAAUUAUCGAUCCAAAUAAGAGUGAUAGAUUCGAAGUGAUCUUAAUUUUCCUUCAUACUAGAUCCCAGUCCUCCUGUUAAAGAUUACCGUUUCAGCGUGGGGCAGCUGCCUACAUGGGCCAAAAAACAGGUUUGUUACUUUGAUGUCAGUUUCCAUCUAACAGACACCCCAACUUUUCUGCCAGACUUAUUCGGAGAAAUUUGCUUUAUUCAGCCCAAGACUACCUAGUUUUAUCAGAUGUUCUUUGCAGUUACUGUGCUUUUUCGAACUAAACUGAGACAAUUUUUUGCCUUUAUUUUAGCUCGUCGCUGAAGGAAAUGAGAAGACUACGGUUUCUCCGGAAGAGAGUAACGCAGGAACAGUAGUUCAACCCGGAGGGCGAUGGGCUCAGGUAAGUUGCUUACCCACCCCUUCCUGGUUCGAUAUUAGCUGGAUAAUAACGACUUAUGCGUUUGUGGCUGUGUGUUUUCCCGCUCUUGGAGUUGGCCAAAUGCAAAUCUUCCCGCGCUUUCACACGCGGUGCAAAUUUUCCCGCGCUUCGCAGGUUGUAUAUUCAUGAUUCCGCUCGUUAAAUGUGAUUGCUCCGUUUUGUGCCUGGUUCAUCUUGAUUAUUCUAAAUUUUAAUUGAAGCAGUUUUAUGUACUAGAUCCUGGUUGGUUUACAAUUAUGUCAGCGUUAAGAUUUUUCUAGCUUUCGGGGAAAAAAACAUUGAAUGUCACUCAAAUAAUAACGAUAAAACUUGAUUCUAUCAAAACUGAUUUUGUUUUUCUCUUGGAACCUCGCUUUCUCACUAACAGAGAGUCCAAAAUGGUGGUAUUCACAUUGCUGGUGACAAUGGCAAGAUACAACCGAUUCCUUUAUUGCUGGAUCCCACAGGUUAGAGCAUAAUACAACAGUCAAAAGUACCGAUAUACCUAGCAAGUUUCCUAAUAACCCUAUGAAUUAUCAUCCAUUUUACGUCUGAACCGAGAUAAACAUCCGGCAAUAACGUUCCGAUUAUUUCAGUCUUAAAUUAAGAAACCUUGUUGUAUUUUGAUUGAUUAGAUUUAGAAAAUACCAGUGUCAGUGAGAGAAAAAUUUCUUCAAUUAAAAAGAAAACAAUCCUUUCAUACUGUGCGAUGUUCUCUUCAGCGCUAAAUGAUCACAUUUAUGUAAGAGGAAAUGAGAUGCAAGUACUUUCAUUUUCACUGAUUUUAUUACUUUGCAGAUGGCGGUAAAAGAUACACAGUAGAACCGAUCUCUCUUCAGGAGCAAAUGAGAGCGUUAGCAAGCAGCGUAUGUAACAUCGGUCAAUGAUCAUAAUGAAAUUACUAAUAAUGAUAAUAACAAUAAUAGUGAUAAUAGUGAUGAUAAUGAUGUUAAAGAUCGCUUCACACAAAGCAUCUAUAGGAAAAGGAAAACUUUUCCCAAUUCCAGCCCAAGUCCACAAGGGCGUUUUGGGAACGUUCUUUUGGUAGAGGUAGCUUUUUAAGAUUGUAAUUGCUUGUUUUGUUCAUUUGCAGCCUCUCGAGAGACGUUGCUCACUUACCUAUGGGGUAAGAUGAUUUAUCUUCUGCUUGAGGCUUUUACAUUAAAAGGAAUAGCUUUUGAAUUAGGGCCCAGCAAUUAAGUAUAACAAUAAACCACGGUCUUUUACAAAAAUGAAUUGGCAGUCACAAAUCAAUACGAAUAAACAGAUGAAAUUACGGCAUUACUCCCCUUGAGUCGGAUGGAUGGUUCACUCUAAUGGUUGCCCUAAUGGUUUCCAAGUUUUCUUUGGUAUAAUUUGAUCGAUGUUACAUGCAUCUACCCAUUUGUUUUUAUUGUUCUCGAUCAGCGUAAAUAUUAAUUAAAUUUCACAGAGCCAGAAACAGUACAUGAUGAAAAUGAAGCGACAGUCUCAAACUUAGUGUAGUAGGAGGGCUGGAGGGAACGCUGAAAUACUUAGCAGCAGACAUCAAUGCGCGGACUGAGCUCACUUUUCUUUAACAGGAAGAUGAUGACUUGUUCCCCUCAGACGGCCGAGCAGCGCUGGAGAAUUUGAGCGAAGAAGAGAAGAAUCAUACCGAGGUUGGAAACAUAAGCAAUCUCGAAUUUUUCUUUCGACACUUAAUAAACCAACAUAACUUUGAGUUGUAAACACCGCGGUUGCUUGAGGCGAAUGCAUGUUCUUUGCUUCUUUGAAAGCAUGGUGCGCGACUAGAGCAAAAUUGGCUGCAAAGGAGUCUAACAAGUGCUCAGGACUCACUGUUACUUCUUGUUUGCGGUUCCUUUUUAGCCAUGCCGAGUUCAUUGUUUUUCCGCCAUCCAGAGAACUCGUUUACUUUUCCUGUUAUGCAGAACUUACUUUUUCUUUUCUCGCAAUGCAGAGUUCUUCGUUAUUUUUUCAACCAUGCAGAGCUCACUGUUAAUUUUCCCACCAUGCAGAGCUCACUGUUAAUUUUUCCGCCAUGCAGAACUUACUUUUACUUUUCCCGCAAGCAGGAAGCCGCACCGCCAGGCGUCACUGUGUCACGUGGUAGUGAUAUAAUGCCGAAGGCUCGAGUUAGGAAGAGCAGUGUAGAAGUGUCCGAAUCAGGAGAACUGAAAUUUGAAGAAGCAGAGGAGCUUGAUGUAGGGGACGCGAAGGAAGUUAUCAUCUACCUACCCCCAAGCCAGGAUGACUUCGACAGCGAAGUUGCAAGGUCAGAAAUGUAUCGUGAUUAUUUCCCCAAAACGGCAAAGGGGCCUUUAAAUGGAAUUGUGCCGGGACUAGGAGCACCUUUGAGGACCUGCCUCGAGAGGUGCCUGUGAAUAUGAAAACGAACCAUGGGGGUAUCAAGUUCCAUUAAGUGCAUUUUCUGUUCUGGGCCCCAGUUGUUCGAAGGUUAGAUAAGUCGCCGCCCACUAGAUAAAUCUCUAUCCGGUGCAUAGCACAGUACGUUUUGCUAUAACUCAUCCACGGGAUAGCGAUUUAUCCGUCGGUUAGUGUUAUUCGUCCUCUAUACAACUAGUCCCUGGUGUUUAGCCACAGGGCUGAAAAAUACUUCCCUUUUUAGUGGCCUUUUCUUAUGAGCCCCAUGUGAGAUGGAGCCAACUCUGGACUCGGAUUAAUCAUGUACCAAAACUUUUGAUUUCUGAGAUAAUGGACAACCGUCAUUUUAAUUCUGGAUUACUCUGAACACGACAAGAAUUGAACAUCGUAUAAACACAAACGAAGAGAUUCGGUAGAAUCGUGUUUCAAAACAUUAAACCAAGUUUGAAAUUGAAAUGCGUGGAGAGAAGAAGUUUUUGAAUAUAACCGUUCAAUAAGUGACAAAAUAGAAUCUGAAUGCAUGAGAGGUGACAGUAAAAACCCCUUCUUAAAAUAAAAGUACCAUCGAAAGCCUAAACUCCAUCUUAAGUAAACGUUCAGAGUUAUUAAUCAACAAGAACAGGAACGCCAUCAUGAUCUUUACCAAAACGGCGACUCUUGAUGUUUUUGUCUUUUGCUGCUUCUUCAUCAGGGGACUAGAAUCUUUUGUGCUUCAUUUGACUUAAAUUAUGAAUUAAAUGUUGAAAUUAUCAAUUAUAAGUUUUGAGAUAACAGAUGGCAUGCCUCAACUAACCUUGAAUUCGCUCUGACAAGGGCUAUCGCUCGAAACGUCAGCUUCGAAACUCUUUACGGCGGCCAAUUUGUUAUCAACUUAGUUGAUAGUACUAAAUUACCCUGUUAGUUUCUCUAGAGAUGUACCCCCUUUUUCAUUUAACCUUGAACCACCCUUGUAUAGCGAUCCAGGUUAAAACCGUGCUGGUCGCCAUGGUAACUAGGACAAUUUUGGAGUCUGAACUCGCAGCGAUAGUCGCCAUUUUGACUUCUUAUCUACAGUUCUCGAACAUUUUUCUCGUAAUGCUUAAUUUCUAACACAUUUUUCCACGGAGCAAACCUUCGCCAUCGUCCCAUUCCUGUUUUUAUUGUUUAAUGUAUAAUGUAACUAACACGAACUGUCUUCCUUUUGACACUCGCUUGACCCAGUGCCCCACGGGUCCAAGAAUUUGUGCAACAUUACGAAGCUCUUCAGUUAAAUCAUCACCAGUCUUGUCCCAAUAUCGUUCAACAAGUCAAGAGACUGCGGGGAGAUCUGGUUAAUCAGGAAAAACCCGUCAAACUGGUUAAUGACGAACCGGUUCCGCUUAAGAGAUCUCCAUCGUUAGACCUUCUUCCGUUUCGGGUUGUAACUUGCCUCAGGUAACUUAAAGAAAUAAUUUUAUUGUUUUUCACAAUAUUGCACUUAAAAGUCAUUGUUUUAGUAAGUGCAAUUAUCUAAGGUAAGAUAAAUUUCCCCAGCAAAAAAUACUCAGUUUUUGAUAGAAUAAAGAACAUGGAUUUUAAAAGAAAGAGCGAGCUUUCUUAUCUGAACAGUUGAGCUUGAUUUCUUCAAAAUGAGACACGACAUAAAUAAAAUGGUAAAUUGUAUCAAUAUUGUUAUUAAGUCCUUUCUAGAUUAACUUCCCUGAAAUGAUUAUGAUUUUGACACAAUAAACCAGUUUCCCUUCCUUCAUCAAAUGAGUUACAAGUAACUGAGUGUUAAGGAGAUUUUUUAAACCGUGAAAUAAUUUGAAUUUUUCUGUCGUGUUCUUUUUUUCCAGAAGUUAAUCACCUAAAAAUAUUUAAUUUAAUUGCGUGGUAGAUCAUUUCAUCAGUUCUUUAAAUGCUCGUAAACUCCUGACGAAAUUUCAUUUAAACAAGAUUUUAUAUCGAUUCUCCUUAUUUGUUUUCACCGUCUUUAAACCAAUGCUAAUCCUUCCAUUCGGCUGCAAAACCGCCUGAGUGAACCAGUGUCCUGGGAAAGAGUUGUUAUGUCAUGUGGAUGGUUGGUGUACUAUGUGGGAUAACUACUCGCUUGUGUGUAUGAAUUUACUCUAAUCUGCGUACAGUUAAUAAAAAGACAAAAGGAAAUAAAAAAGUUGUAAGGAAUUAUGAAAAGCAUAAACGAAGUAUCUUAGAAUGAAUCAAUACCUUAUCCCAGGUUCCCAUUUUACUUACGCGGCUUUGUCCCAGUCCGGAAGUACGAUAUCAGAUAUCAAAUUUUUUUAAUUGAAUUGGUUGAAAACGUUACAAAUUUUUCUCCCUUGGUUUUCUUUCUGAUUGAUUGCUCAGUUAACGGUUCUGUCCGUUUAGCAUUGUGGUUACUUUAUGUUGAUUUUAUACCUUGGAUUUAUAAAAACUGUAUUUACCAAUUUGAGUAGUUCUAGCUUAAACUGUUCUCUUCGUCUUUCAUCAGAGCUUUCGAGUUGUCUGUCGCCGAGCGGCCAAAGAGAUUGUCUCUAACAGUAGAAGAUCCCAAAGGCGAAGAACAAGAGGUAAAAACUGAAAUUUCGAUAAAUAGCUGCUUCGAAGAUUCUCAACUAUUACUACUAGUACAGUGCAAUUUUUGAAUAUGUGUUGAAAUUUGUCUGGAAUUUAUUGGUUUUCCUUUGCUUCCUUAAUUGAGUGGUUGAGGAAACGGGUGCUAUCUUAAUCAAUCAGAUGUAAAGAUAAAACUCAUCGCUACAUGUCCACUCCCGCCUUUCCACCCCUCAGGCCGUUUGCUUCUUUUGAAUUAGAGUUCUCAUUGGCUCUUAAACACUCAAGUUACGUUACGUUCUUGAAUUACCUUGUCUUUGCUAAGACUUCGUUGCCUGCUCAUAAAUAAAUCUCAUUUUGCAUCAGGGUUGAUUUAAUUGAAUUUUUUUUGUUGGAUUUUUAGGGCAAAGACAAAGGUAGAGUGGAAGAGAAAGGAACAAAUUCUCGUAAGAUCCUAUUGGAAAAACGUUUCUCUGAUGUCCAGCAAGUUUCAGAACAACUUGUACUUUUUUGUUUGCUCAGACAAUAGUCAUCAGUUUGAAACAGCUAUAUUUGCUGAACUGUCGAGGGUCGGAAACAUUAUACGAAGGGUCUUAUUGACGAUUUUGUUUCGUUUGGAGUGGAGAAUGUUUAUAAAAAUCUUUUUCCCUAUAACAAGAUUUUGUCCCGAAACGUGUCGCCCAAUUUCAAGCAUUCUUAAAUUUGUUCUUGAGAUUGGCGACAAAAUGAGUAGAAGCGACUAACAUGCCAAGCGGUCAGUCGCAACUCAGCUUGCUUGCUUCCCCCAAGGUGUCUGUGAUCCCCUUUACUUUACUGUGCUACUUCACAAAAUGUUGAAAAUUGUCUCCAAUUUUGCUUCAUGGAAUGUAACUAUGUCCUUGUUCUCGGAUACAAAGCUUCCAGUGAAGACGAUGAAGACGAAGUGAUAAGUCCGUCGGAGGAUACCACAAAGCCAUUUGGUUACGAUGAGAACAAGCCCGAGGGAGGGGAGGAUGAGGAGAUGGUUGGUCGCUAUUUCGAAACUCUAGGUACCAGUUCUCCAGCGCAAAAAGCGGACGAGCAAGUCACAGAGCCGCCGCCCCUGGACACGGAUCGGCUGAUGCGGACCAGGCUGAGUAUCUCGGCCAGAUUUUUGUCGCGUUCGCACCAACCUGGAAGGUUUGAAAAUAUGUAUUGUAUUAAUUAACGCUAAAAGCAGCCCCCUCCCUCCCCGCUUUCCCCCUUUGAUCCCCUUCCUUUUUUAGUUGAACCUGGAGUUUCCAGUAAGCUUCCCCAUUUGUAAAACCUUUAGUCCCUUAUAACCCCCACUCCCUUAGUGUAAUACUUCAAGUUUCUGAGUAGCCUCCCCUCUCAAAAGAGUCCCCCUCUUUGAUAAUCCCUCCCCUGAGAAACUUCCGGUACAGAUUUCAAGUUUCUAUUGAGCUUUUCCCUGCCAAAGAGCCCCCCACUUUAGACCUCUCCCCCUCGUGUAGGGCGUCCUCUUCCCCCUCUCUGAGCAAAAAUUCAAGUACUGCCUUCCCUUGGGCUAGGUAGUGUUUCAGUUAAAAAAUAUGCUGAAAGUCCAAGAGAAGGCUGGCCGAAUAAAUUAAGGUUUUGGUAAAUUCCUCGGUUUCAGAGAAGUAAGAAAAAGCUUCGACGUUCCGAACGUGUUUGUUGAAAUGCAAUAGUCGCGAAACCUUUAAAUGGAAUUCAAACUUUUUAUUCCUUUGUCUACAGGAUUGGUGUAAUAUCGACAAACCUUGAUGAAGAGAAAGGAGAAAAUCAUCAUUCAGAUGAUGUAAGUUUUUUUUUUUUCCCGUUUUUUCGGAAAAUGCUUUAAAUUAUUCUGGUGACUCGCAAGUCUUCUUUCUAAUUGAGUUCCAAUGAUUUCUACGCAUUUUUUUUUUCAUUUCCUGUCUUUUCGUUGGAACAUGAGCCCUGUUUUGAUAACAGAGACUGAGAAUAACCUCAUUCCACUAAUGAAAUUAUUAAUUGGCAAUUGAUUUAUUCAUUCAUUCAUUAUUUUACUGAUUAACUGACUGACGGACUGACUGACUGACUGCUGACUGGCUGGCUGACUGACGGACUGACUUCCUGGCUGACUGACUGACUGGUUGAUUGACUGAUUGACGGACUGACUGACUGACUGACUGACUGGCUGGCUGAUUAAUUGACUGGUAGGCUGACUGACUGACUGGCUGGCUGAUUGACUGACUGAGUGGCUGGUUGGCUGACUGACUGACUGACUGACUGGCUGGCUGGCUAAUUGACUGACUAACUGACUGGCUGGCUGAUUGAUUGAGUGACUGACUGACUGGCUGGCUGGGUGGCUGAUUAACUGAUUGACUGAUUGACUGGCUGGCUGAUUGAUUGCUCGAUCUGGAAGACCACACACUAAUCAUCACAUCCUCUGUUUGGGUCAGUGACUAUGACAGCAACCAGCAUGUGAUUUAAUUAAUUGACUGGUAGGCUGACUGACUGACUGGUUGGCUGAUUGACUGACUGAGGGGCUGGUUGGCUGACUGAGGGGCUGGUUGGCUGACUGACUGACUGACUGACUGGCUGGCUGGCUAAUUGACUGACUGACUAACUGACUGGCUGGCUGAUUGAUUGACUGACUGACUGACUGACAGACUGGCUGGCUGACUGACUGACUGACUGACUGAUUGACUGGCUGGCUGAUUGAUUGCUCGAUCUGAAGACCCACACUAAUCAUCACAUCCUCUGUUUGGGUCAGUGACUAUGACAGCAACCAGCAUGUGAUUUAGAAUGUAAGUUUCCUUAAUAUUAUUUCAAUUUUUUUUCUUUUUUUAACGUUAUUCCUUUGCAUUGUUAAAGUCCAAACAGGAUCUUCAAAGGCGUAAAGAAGAAAUGGCGCAGGCUGUGGAGGCUACUCGUAAACGACUCGAAGCUGUAAGUAAAGUUAACAAUACUGCUUCGUGCAAACCCACCACAGAUCAGUUGUUGAUAUUCAUGUGGGCGAUAAGCAAAUCGUAGAAGAGUCAUUUCUUCUUUGACUUUUUGCUUUUCCCUCACGCUUUUUUCGGUCGCUCGCCCAAAGGGAUCCCGCUCAUGACAAUUUAGCAGGAGCAUCGCACACUGCCGUCAUUCCACGUUAUGCAUCAGUAUCGCUGUUCAGCGCUGGACGAAAGCGUUCAGUUUUGAGUUGAUGGUCCAAGCACUGCAGAACUGCUUUGGUUUGAGUUCACAUUUACCUUUAUCAGCGGUACAUGUGAACUCAAGAGACAUAAUCGGGUCGCUUCGACAAAUCAAAGUUAAAUGAGCAACGUUCAUCACAGGCAUUACUCCUGUGUUUGAUCUGAAUUCUCUUUGUUUGUUACCUUGUUCGUAUUUGUUCCUGCUGGUCACUGCAGUUUUUUUUAGUUAUGAUUUGUUGUUAAGCUCUCUAGUUUUUGGGAUUGACUGUUUAAUUUUAGCUUUUUCCGGUUUUAGUUUCUCGGCAGUUUUUGAAAAAUUGAUCUCGCCUGUGCUUAUUUUAUUGUUCAGCUGGGAUGGAAAGCUAAGGAAGACAUUUUGAAGAAGAUGCCAGUCAACAGUGCGACAUCAACAGCAACUAUAACCUCCAUCUCUUCUGUAUCCAGCACAACUGUCAUUUCUUCUUCUAAAACCACAACAAUUUCAUCCAACUCCGGAUCAUCUCCAAGCACUGCAGCUGAAGAGCCUGCCACCAAAACUAGUACUGUGUUAUCGUCUGUCUCGACUACACACACUUCAUCCGUGAGUGCUACCUCAAAAACCAGCACCGUCACCACAUCCAUGUCGUUUACACCCACUACAGUCGUUAAUUCUGCGUCUGGCUCUGGUAAAAACGGAGACAGUACACCCGUGUCUGCAUUAACAGAGUCAAGCAGUAAGCCUUCCGUCAUAACUAACCUGCUUGAGGUAUGUAGAGAUACUACCCCCGAAUUCCGCGAUCAAGCCUGUGACCCACCUUCAUCUUUAAUCCUGAUAAUCUUAUCCAUCAUGAUUCUUCAAAAUCUAAAAUGACUUCUGUUCUAUCACCUUUUAUCACUUGGGUGACUACCAGCAGUCCCUCUUCUUCGUCGAAGUCCGUCGCGCGGGUUGAAAACGCAAAAGUCAGCGAAAAAAAAAUAUUAAAGCGCUGCUUUUCGUGUGCCUUGCUCCCAGAGGUCCGCGUUUUUUUUUCUUCUCACCAACUUGACCCGCACGACGGACUCCGCCAAAAGGCAGCGGUUGCUCGUAGUCCAGAAAAAAGUUGGUGCAAUAUCUCUGGAAUACCUGACUAACUCCUACUUAAACUCUAACUCCCUGAUGUAACCUCUUCCUUAAUAUCACCGUACUGCCAAGCAAGUAGUUGCGAGGAAAAGCGAAACUAAACAGCUCAUGGAUGUUACCUUCAUAUGUUAUCACUUUUCUCAACUAGUUUACAAGGAUAUGUAGCAGAACUGAUAGAGAGAAUUGCGAUUCAGAGCUUGUUACGCAUUUUAGCGCAUGCGUGUCAUAGCUACGUGUUGUCUUGUUUAGUUAAUUUUCCAUGUUGAUGUUCGCCUGGCAGUGAGUAUUUUUUUUGGGUUGAUGUUAUUUACAGACGCGAUUAGUAGAUGUCCAAGAGAACAGCAAGGAGGAACGGAAGGAUCAGUCGGCUAAGAAAGAUAUUCCUGAGUCGAAGAAAGAUAAUGUCUCAAAGGCUGACGAUACCGAGAAAUCCAAGCGUACUGCUUCCAAUCUGAUUGCGUUUUUCAGUCAGUCAAAGUCAUCUAAAAACAAAGACAAGGAAAAAGAAAACUCGAAAGAAAAAGAGAGAGCAAAAUCGAAGGAAAAAGACAAAGAGAAGGGAAGAGCCACACCCCCACUGGUCAAGGAGAUAUCUGAUUUAAAAUCUACCUCCGGGGGUAAACUUGAACGGCGGGGCUCUGAGGGAAAAUCAUGGCGUAAAUCGCUGGGAAUUCUAGGGGGAGUUCCAAGCAUGACAAAGAAGACAAACAUAAAAGGCAUUCUGAACCCAGAUCUUCAACCCCACCUGACAUGCUGUCGAAAAACGCGCUAAAACAAAACGAGAGGGAAGACAAGUUGAAUAAGAAACCAACUGAGCCUCGUUCGUCCACACCGCCUGUUGACAAGCAAAUGAAGAAUUCCCAGCCAGCGAAACACCACGAAAGCACAUUAAAAACUUUAAAAGAAGAAAAAGACAAAAAGUCACCCACUAAACCACAGCCUGAGCGGCGAUCGUCUUAUACGUCAUCCGAGCUGGCGGGAAAAACUUCUCAGCCGCCUGGCGCCAAAACAAACGAGACUUCUUUGACUAUUUCGUCCAGAAAUGCUCCUUUAAGAGAGAAGAAAGGACGGGUUUCUAGUGAGGAGAGACGAGAAAAAUCGCGGUCGUUAGGUGACAUAGGUAGCAGACUACACAAAGUAGAAGAAGUGUCUAUUUUAGAUCCGAGUGUGCCGCCAUCUAGAACUGUUGACACUAUGGAUAUACCGAAUCAAAUAAAAACAGCUGAAAAACGACCCAAGUCAAGCGCUGGUAUUUUGGAGACAACCCCACCUCAGACGAAAAAACCAUUAGAGCGAAAUUCAGUUGAUAAUAAUGAUGUUUCAGCUACAAAAAAUCUUAAAGAGCACACCGACGUUUUGAAUGGAACUUCCGAUAAAAACGAUAUUUCGACUAAUGGCAGCUUGUUAGCUAGUAAUGAGAAUUCGACAGGACGAAAACCACCUUCGGACGAGCAGCUGAAUCCUGCGUUGGAUGGGCCUGGUAACGAAGCUAUACCGGUCCCAGGGACUGUCCUUGAAAAGAAAUCGAACACUUUGGACCUGGGAACCAGUAAGCCCUUGUCACCGCGCAGAACCUCUCGGAGUGGUAGCGGGUCGAGCUUUAUGUCUGAUAUCAGUGAACUGUCAGCUGAGCUGUCUGCAGCUAUUGCGUCACCACCACCUGAGCCACUCAGAUUGAGCAUGUCUGAGUCGAACUUGUUGAGUACCAGUCCUCCCUCUACAAGUCGGAAGUCUUCCACUGGUAAGGAUCAUGGUAAAAAGUUCAUUAUGUUGUGUGAACGCUCCUUUUAUGUCUAGCAAGGGUACUCCUUUUAUGUCUUGUAAGGGUACUCCUGCAGCCUAGUUGAAUCAUUUUUGGACAAGCAACCGAAUCUUAUGUCCUAAUCCUACGCCUUGUGCUCGGAAUAAUUUCUUUUUUAGUUUGUUAUUUACAGUCCUCCAUAACCUCUCCCAUCCUUAGUCUUGGCUUACCUUGGCCACGUGAAUUUUUCUUUCAUACCGAAUCAAAAUUUGUAAUCUGAAAUGUAGGGCAUUUCAGUUUAGCGCGUCCUGAAACAUGGUUGAACUUUGUAGACGCCUCCAGAGGUGUGAACAGUGAAUAGACCAGGCAGAGUUCCUCAAAAACUUGUCAUAUUUUCCAUUUGAACCUGGAAAGUUUUUACUCGAGACUGCCUCCUAGCCAACGAACACCAUAACAAUAGUAAAUGACAACGAUCGUAGACGACACCGCAAUAAAGUAAGACAAAUGAAGCCUUUUAAACUUUGGUCGUGUUCUUGUUCAACCUUACAGAUGCUGCUAACUCCACCGAUAUUGAUCAAAAUACAUGUCAGGAAACCCUUGAACACCUUGUGCAGGCUUUUCAAAAGGUUAUGGAUGUUCAGUCUAAGGUGAGAAAGAAAAAGUUUCGGGUUGUUAUAGUUAACUAGAGGAUACUUAUUCCCAGAGAGGAAUUAGUUGGCUUGAAUCGACCAAGAUGUCAAACUGAGCCCUUUCUGUUCACGAUCACUCUUAUUAAUUAGCGCUAAGUAAGUCCCUUCUCAUUUGGUGGAAAGUUCAAAACUCCAUGAUAUUGCUGAUCCUAGCUGUGCAAUUGUUUGAAAGUAGCAUGUAGCCUCGGUCACUAAGUAAGUCUCUAAACGGGAGAUCAUUUCUUAAAGCACUCGACCGUUUUGUCUAAUGCUAACCAAUUUGUGAUAUCUAUUUAUUUAUUUAUUUUUUUUGCACCUGCAGAUUCUGAAUGGAGAACCCUCGGACGAUAACCACCAGUUGUUAUCGUACAUUACCAGCACUUUUUCAGCCAUAGAGGAACAGAUUCACGAUUCGCGUCUUCGUCGGCGGAAGUGGGAACUCUCCUACCUCCCCUGGGGUAAACCUGGCACAGCUGCUAGACCACUCGGCGGCGCGCUCAGCUUCUCCACCGGAAACCUGGACCAAGUUGGUUCAAAACUUCGUCCUUUCAGGAGGACUUCUGAGCUUUCUGUUUCCUCAAUUCCUGAAGAGGAGGUUGAAAUACAUGAAGUGUUACUUGAAAAGUACUCUGAUAGACUAUUGGAAAUGGUCGCAAAGAAACUUAAACAAUGAGGAAUACUUUCGUGUUGCGAGCACAACCGACGAGAGUUCUCUUUCUUUGAAACAGUAUUACUAAGAAAAUGGGUUGGGUUUGAUUAAAAUGGCUUAGAGAUUACUAUGAACGUGUCCUGGGUUAGUCUCGUUACCGCGGUACUGUUGAGUGUUUGCCCUUGGUUUACCUGAACAGGCGAAUGCUACCGCAGAUGAUGUCUAUUCUAUACAUGACUGAUUACCAUUAGCUUGUCAUCACAUGUGGUAAACUGCAAUUCUAAGGAGCUAAGACUGGACUUUUAUCUGGAAUUUUCUAUCGCCGCUCUCAUUAACUGCUAGCCUAACAUGGAAAACAACAGAUGAGGUUGGAAUAGUUCCUUAUGACGUUGGCGAGGCAGUUAAAUGCAGUUUGCUCCUGUUAAGAGCAAUCAUGACUUCAUUAUUUACGUACAUCCAAUGCAACUUAGGUUGGAGGAUUCACCCAUCUUGAAAUACGUCAACUCAAUCAUCGGACAAACUUCUGCAGCUUUAAUAUUUAAGCUGCUAUUUUCUACAUAUUUUCGUAUUUUUUUGUGUCUUAAAGAAAGUCAUCAAAGUACUUCAUGAGUAAUCUAAUGAGAAAAAUCCAUAGUUUUGUUCAAAACUGAAUAUUAAAAAGCCAAAAUGUAAAUAAAUAAAACCAGUG